Anarrhichthys ocellatus (wolf-eel) is the source of this 1710-nucleotide messenger RNA. It is a transcript of the gene hgh1, whose product is annotated as HGH1 cochaperone. The transcript is spliced from 10 exons. Lineage: Eukaryota; Metazoa; Chordata; Actinopteri; Perciformes; Anarhichadidae. The record is from RefSeq and is a predicted model, not a curated record. Bases 147 to 1328 code for a protein of 393 amino acids.
UCUGUGGGCUCCACAUGUAUCCUGUACGCGUGUUGUUUAAUGUCAGGAGACAAGUAUAAAAGAGGUGAAACAGUGAAAUGAAAAGUGGAUAAGUCUUAUAGCUCGUUAAAGCUGAAGGGUGCUUGUGUUUAUCAGACUGUUAGAAGAUGCUGAGUGAAUCUGAGGCUGCAGAGCUGCUCUCCUUCCUGAGCCCCGACACACGACCUGAUGUCAAAGGUCACACCACAGGCUCCAUCCUGGGACUUUCAGGACACAGGGACGGCUGCCGCUUCCUCCGCUCUAAACCUGAGCUACUGGUUGCUGUGUUUGCUCUGACGUCUGACCCCUCUAUUGCUAUUGUGAAGGACUGUUACUACAUCCUCAUCAACCUGUCAGCUGACGAGACUCUGCACCAGGUUUUGGUGACAGAUGUCAAAGUUCUUCCAGUGUUGUUGAAGAAGCUUCUGGAUCCAGAGUACCUGUUCUCUGAUCAGAUCUGCUCCAUCCUGUCCAACCUGACCCGCCAUACCAAGACCUGCAAGACCGUGUUCAAGGUCCUCCAGGAGGACGUGGGUCUGGCUCAGCUGGUGGACAUCUUCUGCACUGAAGACUACAACAAGAAGGCAAAGCACCACUAUCUGGGUCCGCUGCUGUCCAACCUGACGCAGCUGCCCGAGGCUAGAAACUACCUGAUGGACAAAGACAGGUGUGUAAUCCAGAGGUUGUUUCCCUUCACUCAGUACCGGGCGUCGGUGGUGAGGAGAGGCGGAGUCAUAGGGACGCUGCGCAACUGUUGCUUUGACCACGCCCAGCAUGAGUGGUUGCUUAGCGACGCCGUGGACAUCCUGCCCUUCCUGCUGCUGCCGCUGGCAGGUCCGGAGGAGCUGACGGAGGAAGAGAACGAAGGUCUACCGGUGGACCUGCAGUACCUCCCCGAGGACAAGAAGAGAGAAGACGACCCCGACAUCAGAAAGAUGCUGCUGGAAACACUUUUACUGCUGACAGCGACCAGAGCCGGCCGGGACACGUUGAAAGACAAGAGCGUUUAUCCGAUCAUGAGAGAGUUCCACAGCUGGGAGAAGGACGUCCACGUCACAGCAGCCUGUGAGAAGCUGGUCCAGGUGCUGAUAGGAGACGAGCCGGAGCAGGGGAUGGAGAACCUGAUGGAUGUGGACAUUCCUGAGGACGUGGAGGUGAAACUGAAGGAUGCCGACGCCAAAGAACAGGUGGAGCUGGAGAAAGAGCAGGAGGAGAUGAGACAGGAGGAAGAAGAGGCGGAGAGGAGGAGGAAGAAGAAGAGUGAUGAAGAGGGGACAGACAAAGAACAGGAGAGUGGACUGAUACGGUAAAGUCCUGCUUCUGUUAAAGUGAUGGCUUUUUGUCAUUCAGACAGUUAAAUGUUCAUUAUUCAGACGCGACGGGGACGUUUUCAGAAAGAGCCGCGAGGCUCUGUGGCGUCGGUCAGCUGGUCCACACAGGAAGUGACAUCACUGCUGAGGUUGAAAAGUAAAAGUAAGUAAUGAACUGAAAAGAAGAAAGUUUUCUGUCUCUCACAGGCUGCGUAUCUCUGUGCUUCAUCAUCAGUUUCAUCAUCUUCAUCUGCUGACGUUAACUCUUGUUCACGGUUGUUGUUGUUGUUGUUGUUGUUUACCUCCUGUCUCAACAUUUCAACAACUUCAAACACAGCGUUUCCUGAUUUUAUUAUGAUUUUAAUUAAAAAUGAUGAAUGAC